ACUUCCCUGUGAAACCGAACGUGUCGUGUCCCACCGCCAGCUCUCUCUCCAAGCAUGCUCCCCUUCCAGGCAGCGCCAGGUCAGUUUGGUCCAGAGGUCCGCGAGCCGGGCCUCAGAGUGUGGAGGGUGGAGAAGAUGAAGGCCGUCCAGCUGGAUCCCUCCGAGGUGGGAGCCUUUUACAACGGGGACUCCUACCUGGUGCUGGAGAACCGUGGUCAACUGGGAGCCGACCUCCACAUGUGGAUCGGUGAGAAGUCGUCCAGGGACGAGCAGGUGGCGUGUGCCAUGCUGGCCACCCAGCUGGACAACUUCCUGGGCGGUGACCCCGUUCAGCACAGGCACGUUCAGGGCUACGAGGCCCCGGAGUUCAUGGCUCUCUUCCCCAGAGGGAUCAGCUACAAGGAGGGUGGUGUGGAGUCGGGCUUCAGGAGGUCUCAGGGCUCUGGGACGGUGCAGAGGUUGUACCAGAUCAAAGGGAAACGCAACAUCCGUGCCAAGGAGGUGGAGCUGUCCUGGAGCAGCUUCAACAAGGGAGACUGCUUCAUCCUCGACCUCGGGGAGAUCAUCGUGUCGUGGAUUGGCUCGCAGGCCAACAUCUUCGAGAAGCAGAAAGUGCGGGAGAUCGCCUCGCUGAUCCGUGACACGGACAGACACGGAAAGGCCCGAAUUGUGGACACCAGCGAGGGUGAGGAGCCAGAGGAGAUGCUCAAGGUCCUGGGACCGAUGCCAGAGCUGGCAGAGAGCACGCCCGAAGAGGACAGCAAAGCAGACGCCUCCAACUCUGCCUCCCUCUACAAGGUGUCCGACGCCACGGGUUCCAUGACGACGACCAAGGUGUCGGAGAAGAGCCCGUUUGGCAAGGAGCUGCUGGUUCGUGACGACUGCUUCAUUCUGGACAACGGCGCCAACGGAAAGAUCUUCGUCUGGAAAGGUAACGGAGCAAACGCUGAGGAGAAGAAGGUUGCCCUGCAGAUGGCAGAUAAAUUCAUCGACCAGAUGCAGUACAACAGGAUGAAAACGCAGGUGGAGAUUCUGCCACAGGGGAAGGAGACCAUCAUCUUCAAGCAGUUCUUCAAGAACUGGAACUAAACAUUUUGUGGGAUCGUUUGAGAAGAAGCUGCAUUACUGACAAACUGACAGCAUCUGACGCAGGAUCUCAUUUUUUUUAUACGCAUUUGCUUGUAUGUACAUAUUUGUUAAGGUGCCGUGCUGACGGAGCACACUGUCACUUGUUUUAGACUUUUAUAUACGCAAGUUUCUUCUUGAGCGAUUAUAAAGAUAUGAAGAGAUAAAUAAAGAGCUUUAGGUAAAUGAGUUUGGACUUCUUUUUUUCUUUUUUUAUAUUUGUUCUAUUGUCACAGAUGUGCCUGCAUUUGAAAAAAUAAAAAUAAACCUGCUACUUGUA
This is a messenger RNA of Chelmon rostratus (copperband butterflyfish), 1405 nucleotides long. RefSeq names its product macrophage-capping protein-like. The record is from RefSeq and is a predicted model, not a curated record. Lineage: Eukaryota; Metazoa; Chordata; Actinopteri; Chaetodontiformes; Chaetodontidae. Bases 55 to 1089 code for a protein of 344 amino acids. The transcript is spliced from 10 exons. Gene Ontology annotation, cellular component: actin cytoskeleton; cytoplasm. Gene Ontology annotation, molecular function: phosphatidylinositol-4,5-bisphosphate binding; actin filament binding. Gene Ontology annotation, biological process: actin polymerization or depolymerization; actin filament severing; barbed-end actin filament capping.